AAUCAAGGCUAACUGUAAGUCGUAUUGUGAAACUUCGAUUCUCAUUGCUGAUUACAUUACAGUAAACCACAGCAGAGCGUGGAGCUGUUUGCGAAGCGUUCAUAUUUUGAGUGACGUACGCAUUCUUGAUGCAAAGAGAAGCGAUAGUUCGACAGCGCCGCAGCAACUUCAGCGGUGUUGUCAAAGACACGAUGGCUCCUGAAAAAUAAAAGAGUAUGCAAUUCAAGACAAUCAUCGAACCAUUUCGGAUCAAGACGGUGGAAUCCAUCCGUCGGACCACACGCGAAGAAAGAUUGAAGGCUAUUGAAGAGGCUGGAUUUAAUUUGUUCCUUUUGGAUGCUGACAAUGUACUAGUUGACUUGUUGACCGACUCGGGUACGGGCGCAAUGUCUGCCAAACAGUGGGGUGGGAUGAUGCAAGGUGACGAAUCUUAUGCCGGUUCAAAAUCGUUCUAUAAAUUUAAAUCAGCUGUACAAGGCAUCACUGGUUACAAGCACGUCAUACCAACGCAUCAGGGUCGAGCAGCAGAGAGAAUCCUCUUUGGUUCUGUCUUGAAGGGUGGUGAUAUCGUGCCAAACAACACGCACUUUGACACAACCAGAGCUAACGUCGAACACCACAAGGCCGUGGCUUUGGACAUUCCCAUAUCGGAAGCACGAUCCCCUUCUGUCGUCCUUCCCUUUAAAGGAAAUAUAGAUCUUGAACUGUUGGAAGAGCAACUAUUGCGCAACAAGCAAAAAAUACCGAUCGUGUUUGUCACCAUUACGAAUAAUUCGGGAGGUGGACAGCCUGUCUCAAUGGCAAACAUCCGUGGGGCAAGUCACAUUUGUAAAAAGUUCAGUGUUCCCUUUUUUCUCGAUGCUUGCCGUUUCGCGGAGAAUGCCUGGUUUAUCAAAAUGCGCGAGGAGGGCUAUGCCGGCAAGUCUCCGCUAGAAAUUGCACAAGAACUAUUCAGCCUUGCCGAUGGUUGCACCAUGUCAGCUAAGAAGGACGGCUUGGCAAAUAUCGGAGGCUUUUUGGCACUGAACGACGAUUGUCUAGCCCAGGCGUGCAAGAAUGAACUGAUUCGCACUGAAGGGUUCCCGACGUAUGGAGGGCUGGCCGGGUACGACCUUGAGGCUAUUGCUGUCGGUAUACAAGAAGUACUUGAGGAGGAUUAUUUAGCGUAUCGAAUACAAUCCGUUGCGUAUUUUGGCAAGCAACUGACCGAUGCCGGGAUACCGAUUGUCCAGCCACCCGGAGGCCACGCGGUCUACAUCGAUGCCACAGCUAUGCUUCCCCACAUUCCCGUCUCCGAAUUUCCGGCAUGGGCUCUUUCUCUUGCACUUUAUGUUGAGGGCGGUAUUCGCUCUGUCGAGAUUGGGUCCGUUAUGUUUGGACAGGAGACACCGGCUUCGAUGGAGCUGGUUCGACUGGCAUUUCCACGUCGGGUCUACACACAGUCGCAUGUGGACUAUGUGUCCGAGGUCCUUCGCUACAUCAAUGAGCAUAAGAGCAACAUCCAUGGCGUUCGUAUUGUUGAGCAGCCAGCGGUUUUGCGUCACUUUAGUGCCAGAUUUGAGCCUAUUGGAGGUUCUCUCCAAUAGCUGCAGGCAUCCAACCUAGGCGUAUGUCGAUUCCAGACAAUCGCCACAGUAAACUUUGUAGCAAACUAGAUAACUGCGCAUAUAAACAUUGCUAGACUUUGC
Messenger RNA from Phaeodactylum tricornutum CCAP 1055/1, 1688 nucleotides. RefSeq lists its product with no specific name. The coding region runs from base 216 to 1586 and encodes 456 amino acids. Lineage: Eukaryota; Bacillariophyta; Bacillariophyceae; Surirellales; Neidiaceae. Gene Ontology annotation, molecular function: carbon-carbon lyase activity. The record is from RefSeq and is a predicted model, not a curated record. Gene Ontology annotation, biological process: aromatic amino acid metabolic process. The transcript has 2 exons.